ACCGGCGUGGCCCGCUGCCUAGGAAACGUCCCGCGCCCGCUCCCCGCGCGGCACCCGUGUGGGGGCAGUAGUGCGGGGUGCGGGUUGCUGUGGGGUCACGAUGUUGAGUCAGGGACUGUCCGGGGUCCUUGCCGCCCGGGCCGCGGCUCUGCUGCCCCGGCGCGCGUGCCUGGGACUCCUGGGCGCCGGGCUCCGAGGGGUCAGCACCAGCUGGUCUCCCGUGGGUGCCGCCUUCAAUGUCAAGCCCCAGGGCAGCCGCCUGGACCUGUUUGGCGAGCGCCGGGGUCUUUUUGGAGUUCCUGAGCUCAGCGCCCCAGAAGGGUUCCGCGUGGCGCAGGAAAACGCCCUGAGAAAGACGGACCAGCUGGUGGCGCGCGCGUGUUCCACGCCGCCGGGGCCGCAGACCGUGCGCAUCUUCGACGAGCUCUCCGACGCCCUCUGCCGGGUGGCGGACUUGGCCGACUUUGUGAAGAUCGCCCACCCCGAGCCGGCGUUCAGAGAGGCGGCGGAGGAAGCCUGCAGAAGCAUCGGCACCGUGGUGGAGAAGUUGAACACGAAUGUGGAACUGUACCAGAGCCUGCAGAGACUGCUGGCUGACGAGAAGCUCGUGGGCUCCCUGGAUGCAGAGACCAGGCGCGUGGCCGAACUCUUCAUGUUUGAUUUUGAAAUCAGCGGAAUCCAUCUCGACAAAGAGGAGCGCAGAAGAGCAGUGGACCUGAACGUGAGAAUCCUGGACUUGAGCAGCACGUUCCUCAUGGGGGCCAACUUGCCCACCAAGAUAGAGAAGCAUCUCCUACCGGAACACAUUCACCAGAACUUCGUUCUUGCCGGGGACCACAUCGUAGUGGACGGGCUGCACGCAGAAGCCCCGGAUGACUUGGUGCGAGAAGCCGCUUACAAAAUUUUUCUUUACCCCAACGCCGGUCAGCUGAGGUGUUUGGAAGAGCUGCUCCGCAGCAGAGACCGCCUGGCGCGGCUCGUCGGCUACCCCACCUACUCGCACAGAGCUCUGCGGGGGACGAUAGCGCAGACCCCGGAGACUGUCAUGGAGUUCCUUGAGAAACUAUCUGACAAACUUUCGGAAAGAACUGUCAAAGAUUUUGAGAUGAUGCGAGGGAUGAAAAUGAAACUAAAUCCUCAAAAUUCGGAACUAAUGCCGUGGGACCCCCCCUACUACAGCGGCGUGCUCCGUGCAGAAAGGUACAACAUCGAGCCCAGCAUAUACUGCCCGUUCUUCUCCCUCGGCGCCUGCAUGGAGGGCCUCAGCGUCCUGUUCCACAGCCUCUUCGGGAUCUCGCUGUUCGCCGAGCCGCCCGCAAAGGGGGAGGUGUGGUGUGAGGACGUCCGAAAGCUGGCCGUGGUGCACGACGCGGAGGGACUGCUGGGCCACAUUUACUGCGACUUCUUCCAGCGGGCGGGCAAGCCACACCAGGACUGCCACUUCACGAUCCGCGGGGGCCGGCUGAAGGAGGACGGGGACUACCAGCUCCCCGUGGUGGUCCUCAUGCUGAGUCUCCCCCCGUCCUCGAGGAGCGCGCCGACGCUGCUGACGCCGGGGAUGAUGGAGAACCUGUUCCACGAGAUGGGGCACGCCAUGCACUCCAUGCUGGGGCGCACCCGCUACCAGCACACCACCGGGACCAGGUGCCCCACCGACUUCGCUGAGGUCCCUUCUGUCCUGAUGGAGUACUUUGCCAAUGACUACCGCGUGGUUAGCCAGUUCGCCCGGCACUACCGGACGGGGCAGGCGAUGCCCAGAAACAUGGUGUCCCGCCUGUGCGAGUCCAAGAAGGUCUGUGCCGCGGCCGACAUGCAGCUCCAGGUCUUCUACGCCGCGCUGGACCAGACCUACCACGGGCGGCACCCGCUGAGCAGCUCGACCACGGCCCUGCUGCAGGAGGCCCAGGAGCGGCUCUACGGCUUGCCCUACGUCCCCAACACCGCCUGGCAGCUGCGCUUCAGCCACCUCGUGGGCUACGGGGCCAAGUACUACUCUUACCUGAUGUCCAGGGCCGUCGCCUCCAUGGUCUGGAAGGAGUGCUUCCUGCAGGACCCUUUCGACAGGGCCACCGGGGAGCGCUACCGGCGGGAGAUGCUGGCGCACGGCGGGGCCCGGGAGCCCAUGCUCCUGGUGCAAGGGAUGCUGCGGAGGCGCCCCUCCGUGGACGACCUGGUGAGCGCCCUCGUGUCGGACUUGGACCCGGACUUCGAGACUUUCCUCCUGGACUCCUCCGAGUGACUGACGUGCCUGCCCCUCCCAGACCCCAGUCGCGUGGACGCUGACCUUGCCGUGAAUGCUGCCGCUGCCAGCGCUCACUUCCGACCCCGGCGGUCUUCGCCUCGGUGCCGACCUCCGGAGAACCUGAGAUGGGCGGGACGUGAAUAAAUAGUGUGUAUG
Molecule: messenger RNA, 2398 nt
Organism: Phyllostomus discolor (pale spear-nosed bat)
Lineage: Eukaryota; Metazoa; Chordata; Mammalia; Chiroptera; Phyllostomidae
Gene: MIPEP
Product: mitochondrial intermediate peptidase
Exons: 19
Coding region: 101-2239 (712 amino acids)
Biological process (GO): peptide metabolic process
Cellular component (GO): mitochondrion
Molecular function (GO): metalloendopeptidase activity
Source: RefSeq, a predicted model, not a curated record